Molecule: messenger RNA, 1664 nt
Organism: Limanda limanda (common dab)
Lineage: Eukaryota; Metazoa; Chordata; Actinopteri; Pleuronectiformes; Pleuronectidae
Product: tubulin alpha chain-like
Exons: 4
Coding region: 76-1425 (449 amino acids)
Biological process (GO): microtubule cytoskeleton organization; mitotic cell cycle
Cellular component (GO): cytoplasm; microtubule
Molecular function (GO): structural constituent of cytoskeleton; GTP binding
Source: RefSeq, a predicted model, not a curated record
GAUCUCAUUAUAGGUGAACUGUGAGAACACAAGUUUCUACUUCGUCUUCACAACCAGAGAACUUAAAGCAACAAAAUGCGUGAGUGUAUCUCUAUCCACGUUGGCCAGGCCGGAGUCCAGAUGGGCAACACCUGCUGGGAGCUGUACUGUCUGGAACACGGCAUCCAGCCGGACGGACAGAUGCCAACCGUCAAGUCCGACGGGCGCGGAGACGACUCCUUCACCACCUUCUUCAGCGAGACCGGCAACGGGAAGUACGUCCCCAGGGCCAUCUUCGUGGACCUGGAGCCCACUGUCAUCGACGAGGUUCGUACCGGAACUUACCGCCAGCUCUUCCACCCCGAGCAGCUGAUCUCUGGGAAGGAAGACGCCGCCAACAACUACGCCCGCGGCCACUACACAGUCGGAAAGGAGCACAUCGACUCCGUCCUCGACAGGAUCCGCAAACUGUCCGACCAGUGCACCGGGCUCCAGGGCUUCCUGGUCUUCCACUCCUUCGGCGGAGGAACCGGCUCCGGCUUCACCUCUCUCCUGAUGGAGCGCCUCUCCGUAGACUUCGGCAAGAAGUCCAAGCUGGAGUUCGCCAUCUACCCGGCUCCUCAGGUGUCCACAGCCGUGGUGGAGCCCUACAACUCCAUCCUCACCACCCACACCACCCUGGAGCACUCCGACUGCGCCUUCAUGGUCGACAACGAAGCCAUCUACGACAUCUGCCGCAGGAACCUGGACAUCGAGCGCCCGUCCUACACAAACCUGAAUCGCCUUAUCAGCCAGAUUGUCUCCUCCAUCACCGCCUCCCUGCGCUUCGACGGCGCCCUGAACGUGGAUCUGACCGAGUUCCAGACCAAUCUGGUGCCUUACCCUCGUAUCCACUUCCCUCUGGCCACCUACGCCCCCGUCAUCUCCGCAGAGAAGGCCUACCACGAGCAGCUCACCGUGGCCGAAAUCACCAACUCCUGCUUCGAGCCCGCCAACCAGAUGGUGAAGUGCGACCCUCGCCACGGCAAGUACAUGGCGUGCUGUCUGCUGUACCGCGGAGACGUGGUGCCCAAGGAGGUGAACGUGGCCAUCGCCAACAUCAAGACCAAGCGCUCCAUCCAGUUUGUGGACUGGUGUCCCACCGGCUUCAAGGUCGGCAUCAACUACCAGCCGCCCACCGCCGUUCCCGGAGGAGACCUGGCCAAAGUGCAGAGGGCCGUGUGCAUGCUGAGCAACACCACCGCCAUCGCCGAGGCCUGGGCCCGGCUCGACCACAAGUUCGACCUCAUGUACGCCAAGAGGGCCUUCGUGCACUGGUACGUGGGAGAGGGCAUGGAGGAGGGCGAGUUCUCCGAGGCCAGGGAGGACAUGGCCGCGCUGGAGAAGGAUUACGAGGAGGUCGGCGUCGACUCGUUCGAGGAAGACGAGGAGGGCGAAGAGUAUUAAACGAGGACAGAGCUGGAUGAAAUUCUCAGAUAUUAAAAGUCCAGAGUUUAUUUUGAUGUUCAACAGAGUGUUCAUGUGCAGUUUGACAGCUGGUGUGUCGACCACUAAUAAACAAAACGUUCCUGCCACUGCAGCAGUUUGUCUGAGCUCAAUCCGAUGGUGUUUGGUUUUAUUCACAUCUCCAGUGACGGAGAGAAAUUCAUCUGUGGCUUUUUUCUAAAUAAAGCUGUUUACAUCGA